Eucalyptus grandis is the source of this 1086-nucleotide messenger RNA. RefSeq names its product EP1-like glycoprotein 2. The record is from RefSeq and is a predicted model, not a curated record. Lineage: Eukaryota; Viridiplantae; Streptophyta; Magnoliopsida; Myrtales; Myrtaceae. The transcript has 2 exons. The coding region runs from base 1 to 1086 and encodes 361 amino acids.
AUGGUCCAACCUGCUGGGAAAAUCCCUUCUUGUUUCCCCGUUCCUUUUCCGAGUCUCCUCCUCCUCCUCCUCCUCCUCCUACUUCCGCCACUAACCAUCGCCAAAUUCAUGAAUGGACCUUCAUCGGUCGGUGUUCCCACCAUAUGGAUGCUCAGUAACCUUUACGACUUCAAUACAACCAAAAUCUAUACCUCCUCCGGAAAUUAUGUUGGUGUUCGUUUCAAGGUUGUGCUUUCCAGGCUAAACACAGGACCAAGUUUCUUAUGUGGCUUCAUGGACUCUGGUGGUGGAAGCUGGUCUUUUCACCUGCUUGUUUUCCAACCGACACAGGACAUGAAAAACAUCAUACCAUCGUCAGUUUGGUCGAUUCCUCACGAACCCAUGAACGACACUUCGCAAAUGCGACUCACCAAGGAGGGCGAUUUAGUUUUACUGGGUGACGAUGGAAAAAUUAUGUGGUCCACCAAUACCGCCGGCAAGUCAGUGGGAGGCUUAAACUUGACUGAAGUUGGAAAUCUCGUGCUCUACAACACAAAUGAUGCCAUCAUUUGGCAGUCUUUCGAUCACCCUGUAGACACAAUUCUUCCUGGACAGGAGCUACGUCCCGGCAUGAAACUAACCAGACCGUCGAGUGCGCCGGAUGGGACAGCACUUUUUUACACGUUCGCCACCGAUGAUCAGAUAGGCUUCCUCGCAUCUGUAAGGGCAGCCUAUUCUCCCCAAAUUUACUACGAAACGAGUAACGUGAGGGACAUGAAGAGCGACGAUGGGCAGGUUAGAGCACUUUACAAUAAUGGAACCUUCGGUGAGUUAAAAUUUUCCCCAAUAUCUUCAGCUCAGUUUAUCCGACUGGGGGACCAUGGGCAUUUGAAGCGUCAUGUUUAUGAUGAACACUCCAAAUUUUGGAACAAGGCGGCGGAUCUUCUUGAGGAUAAAUUAAAUAAAUGCGAUUAUCCACUUGCAUGUGGUAGUUAUGGCAUUUGUUCAAAUAAGUUGGGAAGAUCACCUACUUUGCUUUGUCGAACAACGAAAUUAGUGAGGACAUCUCAAACACAACUGCGGAGAGUUGCAAGAAAGAGUGUUUGA